Branchiostoma belcheri (Belcher's lancelet) is the source of this 1590-nucleotide messenger RNA. RefSeq names its product lactadherin-like. The coding region runs from base 1 to 1590 and encodes 529 amino acids. The transcript is spliced from 11 exons. The record is from RefSeq and is a predicted model, not a curated record. Lineage: Eukaryota; Metazoa; Chordata; Leptocardii; Amphioxiformes; Branchiostomatidae.
AUGUCGAAUGUUGAUGGGGUCGAAGUUGUCACGGGUGAACCAGACCUCCCAGGCUGUGAGAAUCCGCUAAACGCGUUUGGGAUGGAAUCUGGCGCCAUACCUGAUGGCAGCAUCACGGCAUCUUCGUUCAUGACAAAUGGCUACGAGCCCUACCAUGGCCGGUUAAACGGAGCGGAUGGUCUCGGCUGCUGGAUGUCCUUUCAUAACCCCAUCCGGGAAUGGUUGCAAAUUUUUCCAGGCAACAUGGACGCGAGCACUCCUGUAUUUAACCUUCUGGACAACACAGUUGAAGCCCGUUAUCUUUUUGCAGGCAAUACGGACGAGAACACACCUGUAACCAACCUACUGGACAACCCCAUUGCUGCCCGUUAUGUGCGCUUCUACCCUCAGUCCUGGAGGCGUCACAUAGUCAUGAGGGUGGAGAUUCUUGGCUGCAACCCAGUCUGUCAGAGUAAGCUUGGGAUGGAAUCUGGCGCCAUACCUGAUGACAGCAUCACUGAAUCUGAGCUUGAUAGUAGUGCAUCGGGAUGGCCCCAACGUGGACGGUUAAACCAUUUUGGUGGCUGGGCACACAAAUACAACGGUAUCGGACACUGGCUGCAGGUGGAUUUAGGAAACAUGAAGCACGUCACAGGCACCAUUAUUCAGGGUCGCCAUCGGAAUGAACAUUGGGUGACGUCAUACAAACUCCGGUACAGUGCGGAUGAAAUGAUCUGGAAGACAUAUACCGGCAGCGAUGGCUCAGAUGAGGUUUUUCAAGGCAACACUGACAUGAUCACUCCUGUAACGAACCUAAUGGACAACCCAGUCGAUGCCCGUUAUGUGCGCUUCUACCCUCAGUCCUGGAAUGAUAUCCAAUUCGCAAUGAGGGCAGAGAUUUUAGACUGCAACACCAACAUCUGUCAGGUUCCACUUGGUAUGGAGUCUGGUGCCAUACCUGAUGGCAACAUUACGGCAUCUUCGACCAAACGUAAUGAUUACUUGCCCUACUACGCACGGUUACACGGACUAUUCGGUUAUGGCUGCUGGGUACCGCGUAGCAACAACAUCGGACAAUGGCUGCAGGUGGAUUUAGGAGAGAUGAAGCGCGUCACUGGGACUGUUGUCCAGGGCCAAGAAUGGGCAUAUCCACAAUGGGUGAAGUCGUACAAACUCCAUUACAGUGCGGAUGGGGCCAAUUGGACGACAUAUAUUGACAGCGAUGGCACAGAAAUGGUGUUUACAGGCAACACUGACAAUACCACGCCUGUAACAAAUCUACUGGACACCCCCAUUGAUGCCCGUUAUGUGCGCUUCUAUCCUCAGUCAUGGCAAGGUGCUAUCUCCUUGAGGGUGGAGAUUCUUGGCUGCUGCAUUGACAUGUGUCCAAUACCAGGCUACGUUAGUUUUAACAGGGUUUGCUACAAGGCCUUUAAUGAGUAUAAGAACUACGUUUGGGCUAGACAGAGGUGUGCCGAAGACGGGGCACUGCUGGCCAUGCCGAGGGACAGUGCCACAAGCGCUUUCAUAUACGACUUCGUAGACAGUAAAACAAGUUGGAUUGGGCUGACUGAUAUCGAGACAGACGGCCAAACAUUCAACAACAUCUAA